AUGUCCUCCCCAAAAUCGACCAGCGCUGAGGAAGGGACCGCUUCCAGCAAAACGCCCCCGAUCGUGACGUCCCUCCAGGACUUAACCAUAAUCGAAGCAUGGGACUCAGAGAGAAACACGUCCAAAUACAUAACUUUUUACGUGGUUACCCCAGAUGAAGAAGUCUACUUCGGCCAGUCGCCGAAGAAGAAGAAGGACAUGACUCUUGCGGAGUACAGUGCAGCGCUACAGCGGGUCGAUGACGAUGAGAUCUACCCAGUGUGUCCCGGGGACACUGAUUUGACGAUUGCACCAGAUAACAUCAACAGCCCUUGCGUCUAUAUCAAGCGGCCCGGCCUAAACAAUUACGAGACACUGAAGGAGUCCAACCUCAUCCCCAAGGCCCUUCUGGACGAGACCGUCAUCAUGGAGCAGAUUUCCAAGUCACCUCACCCGAACAUCAUCAAAUACCACGGCUGCCGCGUGAGACGCGGACGGAUCACAGCGAUACUCCUAGAAAAACUCGACUCAACUCUGAAGCAAUAUGCCUCGACACCCGAUUUUCAACGCCUCGAUAAGGCCAGUUUUUUCGAGGCUCUCAAGUCGGCUGUCGACUUUCUCCACUCCCUGGGUUUAGCCCACAACGAUAUCAACCCGGACAACAUCAUGGUCAAGGAUGGGACGGCCGUGCUUAUAGAUUUCGGUUCUUGCCAGCCCUUUGGGAAGCGCUUACAGUCACUCGGCACGGCGGGAUGGUACGAGGAGCUGUUCUUCACUUCCGAGAAGAAGCAUGACGACUAUUCUCUUGGAAAGCUACAGCAGUGGCUUCAGAAUCCAGAAUGUGUCGCUGUCGGCGCCUUGACCUCCUAA
This is a messenger RNA of Phialemonium atrogriseum, 849 nucleotides long. RefSeq names its product kinase-like domain-containing protein. NCBI's taxonomy places the organism in Eukaryota, Fungi, Ascomycota, Sordariomycetes, Cephalothecales, Cephalothecaceae. The transcript has a single exon. The coding region runs from base 1 to 849 and encodes 282 amino acids. Gene Ontology annotation, biological process: regulation of autophagy; peptidyl-serine phosphorylation. Gene Ontology annotation, cellular component: cytoplasm. Gene Ontology annotation, molecular function: protein serine/threonine kinase activity; ATP binding. The record is from RefSeq and is a predicted model, not a curated record.